Molecule: messenger RNA, 4605 nt
Organism: Mesocricetus auratus (golden hamster)
Lineage: Eukaryota; Metazoa; Chordata; Mammalia; Rodentia; Cricetidae
Product: charged multivesicular body protein 1b-2
Exons: 8
Coding region: 185-784 (199 amino acids)
Biological process (GO): protein transport; endosome transport via multivesicular body sorting pathway; late endosome to vacuole transport
Cellular component (GO): multivesicular body; ESCRT III complex
Source: RefSeq, a predicted model, not a curated record
CCCACCACGGGUUCCGAACCGAAACAGGAAGUGGGCUACGAACCCCAGAAGCGGUGCACAACCGCCGCCUUCCGCGCGCCCUAGAGACCUGUGACCCGCGACCCGUGACCGGCGGCCACCUCUGCCCUGUUCCAAGUGUCAGCGACCCCCUUCCCUCGCUCCCGGGCCGCGAGCUCUUGAGACCAUGUCGAACUUGGAGAAACACCUAUUUAACUUGAAGUUUGCUGCAAAAGAACUUAAUAGGAAUGCCAAGAAAUGUGAUAAAGAAGAAAAAGCUGAAAAGGCCAAGAUUAAAAAGGCCAUUCAGAAAGGCAACACAGAAGUUGCAAGAAUACAUGCUGAAAAUGCAAUCCGUCAGAAAAACCAAGCAAUCAAUUUCUUGAGAAUGAGUGCUAGGGUCGAUGCUGUGGCAGCCAGAGUUCAAACUGCAGUAACAAUGGGCAAGGUGACAAAAUCCAUGGCAGGUGUAGUUAAAUCAAUGGAUGCUACAUUGAGAAGUAUGAAUCUUGAAAAGAUUUCAGCCUUAAUGGACAAAUUUGAACAUCAGUUUGAAACAUUGGAUGUUCAAACACAACAAAUGGAAGAUACAAUGAGUAGUACUACAACCCUAACAACACCACAGAACCAAGUGGAUAUGCUGCUUCAGGAAAUGGCAGAUGAAGCUGGCCUUGAUCUCAAUAUGGAGCUUCCACAGGGUCAGACAGGGUCUGUUGGUGCAAGUGUUGCUUCUACAGAGCAGGAUGAACUGUCACAGAGGCUUGCUCGUCUUCGUGAUCAAGUGUAACUUAAACAAUUGGUGCUUCUGUUUCCUCAACAUGUGUCUGAAACCUCCUUUGUAUCUACAUAUAUAAAGUUUCACUCUACCUAGAGAAGCACCAUACAUGCCGGAAUGUUUGAAUAUUAUUUAUAUAUAAUGUUUUCUUUUGCCUUGUGUAUUUUACAUUGCAUUAAGAAAUUCCAGGGAAUUUCUACAUUGGCAGACUUUAUAGUUCUAAAUAUUACGUGCAAAGGUGUAUGGGGUAUAUUUUUACAGAUGUCAUUGACAAAGCUAGCAUUAGUUUUCUGUAUAUUAUUCAUCUUCCUCAAAUAUUAGAGCAAACAUCUAGCACCAAAGUAUUACUAUAAUUUUAUUAUAAUUUUUUUAAUUGAAAGAAUAUUUAGUCAUUGCCUGUGAUAAAAUGUGAUUUUUGUAAAAAUAAAAGCAGGAAAAGCAUGUUUAAUGUUUAUAUAGCCCAAACCAUGGCAUUUUAAAUAUCACAAAAUAGACUUUUGUUUCCAAUGGGGUCUUUAAAAAUUAUUUUUAUUUUUUAUGCAUGGUUCUUUUGCCUGCAUGUAUAACUGUGUAAUACUUGUGUGCCUGAUGUCCACAGAGGCCAGAAGAGGACAUUGAAUCCCUUGGAACUGGAGUUACAAACAGCUGUGAGCCAACCUGUUGAUGCUGGAAUAUGAACCCAGCUCUUCUAGAAGAGCAGCCAGUGCUCUAAUUCUAAUCUCUUAGGCCAUAUACCCAGCCCAUUUUGCUUAGUUUUGUUGUAGGUUGAUUAUUAUUAUUAUUUUAGAGACAGCACAGGGAUAUGUAGCCCAGAGUAGUCUCAAGCUCACUGAUCCUUCAGCCUCGGUGUCUUGGUGCAUGCCACCACACCCAGCUCAUUUUCUAUGAUUUUUGGGUUCUUUUUCAUUAUGUGCACUACUUAUUUUUCUAUUGCCGUGAUAAAACACCAUCUCCAAAGUGGCUUAUGGAAGGAGGAGUUCCUGUGGCUCAUGGUUCCCUGAGGCUCAUCACGGUGGAGAGGCAUGGCAGCAAGAACAAGAAGCUGAGCUGUCACAUCUUCAGUGGCAAACACAGAGCAGAGGGAACAGACUGGGACCGGGACAGGCUAUAAGCUCUCAAAGCCUACCCCAGCGGCAGUCUUGUUCAGCAAACCUUCACAUCCCCAACUUCCCCAAACACCAUCAACUGGGAAACAAGGAUUCAGAUGCAUGAGCUUCUGGACAACAUUUCUCAUUCAUGCCACCACCCCCUUCUCCCUGUCUCCCUUAGGCUUGUGGCCAUAUCAUAAUGCAAAAUGUGCUCAGUUCAACUUUAAGGGUGACCAUAGUCUUCCUCAGUCUGAACACUGCUUCAGAAAGUCAACAUCUCUGAGACUUGGGGCAAUCUCUUAACUGUAGCCACCUAUAAAACCUAAAAGCAAAUAACAUACUUCCAACACACAAUGGCGCAAAAUAAUCAUUGUCAUUUUAAAGGGAGGAAUGGGGGCAUAGUGAGGCAAUACCGGACUGCAGCAAGACUGAAACCUCCUGGGACGAACAAGAGAAACCUGCAGCUCCAUGUCUGAUGUCUGGGACUUUCCCUUCAAAGGGCUUAAAUGACUUAACCUUUCCAGCUUUGCUGUCUGCAACAGCCCACCCUCUGGUACCAAUUUCUAUGUUAGUCACUUUUCUGUUGCUGUGAUUAAGCACCAUGGCAGGAAGCAGCGUAGAGAUGAAAGAGUUUAUUUUGGCUUACAGUUCCAGAGGGACAAGAAGAGUCCAUCAAGGCAGCGGAGGCUUGGAAGCAAGAGCAUGAAGCUGAGAGCUCACACAUUCCAUGGCAAACAUGAAGCAGAUGGAGCAGCCUGGGAGUGGGGCAAGGCUGUGCACUCUCAGUGCCUGUCCCUCGUGAUCCAAUGCUUCCUGCAAAGUUGCACAGUAAUCUGCACCGUAACCUUCCCAAACAGCACAACCAACUUGUGAUCACAGGCUCAAAUGCCCUUGUGUGGGACCUUUCUCAUUCUAACCACCACAUUAUGUAAGGAGAAACACAGUAAAUACUUUGUUUUCUUCAGCUGUUAAUUUUAAAUUAGUUCAAUUUUAUUCAGUAAUUUAAUGAUGACUAUAGGUUAAACUUUUAAGACCUUUUUGUUGGCAAUAUUACAUAACUAGUAAAAUUAUGCAAAAUUAAUCAAAAUAAAUUAAGGCUUGUUCCUUUUUAAAUUUUCUGUUUGCAACAUAUUAUAGUUAUGAUUCCCAGAAAGUGCUUUUUCCUGGCACCUCCUAGGCCCUUGGCCAUGUGUGAAUGAAGCUGAAUAUCUCCUUCCUAGCCUCCAGCUGUUAGAAAUUCAUGGAAGUAGACAGUGAACACAAACAUUGUACUGUCUAUGAGAAAUGCAUGUUCAAAGAUGUAGCUGCUGAUGCUCUGGCUGAAGAGUGGACAGGUUAUGUGUCCUGAAGCUGUGAUGAGAAUGGCAAACAACGUUUUCCUAGAAAGCAAGACAUCUUGACCCGUGCCACAGUGCUCCUGCUCUUGAGUAAAGGUCAUUCUUGUUGUAGGCCAGGGAGAACUAGAGAAAGAAAGCACGAAUCUAUUCAUGGAUACAUUGUAGGUUGCUGUACGAUACUUUGAUCACAUUCUGACACUUCCAAGACUGAAAAUAAAACUUACCUUAAAUCAAAGGGUGGAGCUAACUGUUACCUGACCAGGAUUAGCCAUGGAGGUUUCCAAGGACUUGGGACAUAUAGAGAGACACAGGAAGUAGGAGAGAGGGGCUUAGAAAGAUUUGUGGGUCCUUUUGGAUCGAGGAAAGAAAGAGGAGGUCACUAGUCACUUCUCUAUUGUUUCUUUGAUCAAUCAUGUUUUUACUCCAAUAUAUGACUCCUAAGUUUUAAUUGGUAAAAGAAUAACUUAGAUAAAUGCUUCAUCUGGCACCCAUUCAAAUGAAAUUCUUUAACAUACUCAGUGGCUCAUUUAUUUAUACCCAACUGUAUUUUAAAGGAGGUUAGUUUCCAUGAUAUUAAGGUCACAGUUUUCCAUGUGAUUAUUGAUUCAUUUCCCAGAGCCAUUCUUUUAAGAUGAUAACCUUUAAGAACAACAAAAUGAGUAGAAGUAGAUCUGGUAAAAUGAUUUGUCCGGUCAGUGACACAAACAUCUUCCAUCCUAGUGGAAGUUGGAAGAAUAAGAUGGGAGUUAAGGGCCACCAAAGGCAGCUUUGUACAUAGUACAAAGAGAACACCUUGGAACACAUGCUGUACUACUUGUAAUAUCCUCGGGAAUACUUAUAUUUUUCCAAGCUAAAAUAAAUACUUUAGCACUUGCCUGCAUUUUUGACAUUGCAGUAUCAAUUGUGGGAAAGUAACAAAACUAUAUUUUAGCAAGUGUAGUACUAAUCUCGGCAAAGCAUAUGUUUUCCUUUAUUCACUGAAAGACCAGUCCAUGAAAAAAAUUGUAAUACGUUUUGAAAUCCAGUGAAAGAAUAAGACCCUGUGUUUCAUUCCCAACACCAUAAAAUGUUUCCCUUAUAAAAAUCAUAAGAGUAUUCAAAAUGAUAACAGAGAUACUUUUUCACUAUAUACUCAACUAUUCACAUAUUCUAUAUCUUAUGCACAAGAGUAUAUGUAAGUGAAAAUUGUACUUACUGGUUACUAGCUGAAGAACUUCUCUUGAUAAGUUUUAUUAAGCUUUUUAACUUCCAUAGUGUUUGAUUAUAUGAUUGUAAUCAUAAUAUAUAUUUUUAUUUGUAAUUGCUUUGUCCUUAAAGUUUGUAUUGGAGCACACUAGAUAACCAUAGAAGAGAUUUUGAUGGACUAAAAUAUUUAUGACAUAAAGAACUUGUUUUCCUUUGGUGUGAA